CUGAGUCGAGCCCACAAUUACAAAGACAGCUAUACAUAAAGCUAUCUUGCAGUCUUUGUUAAACUAAAAAUCAAUCCCUCCUACUCUUUCUCAUCAGACCACAAUCAAGAAAAGCUUUCUUUUUUCUCUUUCAAGUCUCUCGAAUCCGAUUUCAGUAUCAAGAAAUUGUUUUUCUCUUGUUCUCAUACGUCUCUCGAAUCCGAUUACAAUGUCGAAGCCAAAUCAAGAACCUCCAUCGAUUUUGAUCAGAGAAGUAUGGGCGUCCAAUUUAGCAUACGAGUUUUAUCUGAUUCGUGAAGCUAUUGGUAGGUAUCCUGUCGUAUCAAUGGAUACUGAAUUUCCCGGAGUUAUUCAUUUCUCUACCGUUGACGCCACUAUCCCUUUUCACCGCCGCCAACCUCAACCGGCUGAUUGCUAUAAAUACUUGAAAGCCAACGUUGAUAAUUUGAAACUCAUUCAAGUCGGUCUCACUCUAACUGACGCUAAAGGUAACUUCCCUCAGUUUGGAAGUAACAAAGCUUAUGUAUGGCAGUUCAAUUUCUGCGAUUUUGAUAUAGAGCGUGAUCUUUGUAAUCCUGCUUCUAUUGAGCUGCUCCGCCGUCAAGGGAUUGAUUUCAAUCGCAAUCGUUCUCAUGGGAUAGAUUCUGCUCGUUUCGGUGAAAUGUUGAUUACGUCUGGUCUCGUGUUCAACAAAUCCGUUGUUUGGGUUACCUUCCACAGUGCCUAUGACUUUGGAUAUUUGGUGAAAACGUUGACUCGACAAAAUUUACCUGACAAAUUGGAAGAUUUUCUGCACCUUUUAAGGAAUUUUUUCGGAGACAAUGUUUAUGAUAUUAAACAUAUAAUUCGGUUCUGCAAUGCUUUGUACGGUGGACUUGAGCGAGUAGCUACUACAUUGAACGUGGGUCGGGCAGUCGGAAAUUCUCAUCAAGCUGGAUCAGAUAGUUUGUUGACAUGGCAUUCAUUUCAAAGAAUGAUUGAUCUCGUUAACAAUGAAGUCCAAAAACACGCCGGUGUUCUAUUUGGAUUAGAGAUUAAAGUUUAGAGAAACAGAGAAAUAUAAAUUGUAAAGUGUUUUAUUUCUAUUAGAGAUUACUCUUUAGAGAAACUCAUAAAUAUAAUUUGUAAAACUAUACAUUAUAUGAAAAUACAAUUAUUUUGAUUCUUUAAUUUUGUUGA
Messenger RNA from Cicer arietinum (chickpea), 1179 nucleotides. Its product is annotated as probable CCR4-associated factor 1 homolog 11. Gene Ontology annotation, cellular component: CCR4-NOT complex. Lineage: Eukaryota; Viridiplantae; Streptophyta; Magnoliopsida; Fabales; Fabaceae. The record is from RefSeq and is a predicted model, not a curated record. Gene Ontology annotation, molecular function: nucleic acid binding; poly(A)-specific ribonuclease activity.